This is a messenger RNA of Closterium sp. Naga37s-1, 1206 nucleotides long. Lineage: Eukaryota; Viridiplantae; Streptophyta; Zygnematophyceae; Desmidiales; Closteriaceae. The record is from the annotation of a GenBank genome assembly.
AUGGCCGGCGAUACUAGGCUCACGCAGCCGCGAAGUUUCUCCGAUCCGGCAGCCGGAAACGCGCCUAACACAGCGCCGCGUAACGCGGCGCCAAUCCCGGCGGCGGAGCUUCCGCCGCCCUCAUUCCACGUGGACGUGGCGAUUGCGGGCGGCGGCCUCGCGGGGCUCGCGCUCGCCGCCGGCCUGCAGUCGCGCGGCGUCGAGGCGGCCGUUUUCGAGGCAGCGCCCGCGCUGCGAUCGAGCAACAGCACCGUCCUCGUCAUCUGGCCGAACGGCGCCGCCGCCCUCGACGGAAUCCUGCCCGGGUUGAGCGCUUCCGUGGCGCGACACGGCACGCUGCCCAGGGGAGGCGGAGAGGCGGAAGCGGGGGAAACGGGGGGGACGGGGGGAGCAGGGGAAGCGGGGGAAGCUGGAAGAGCUUGGGAAGCGGGAGGAGUGAGGGGAGCGGUGGGAUUGGGGGAGGGGAGUGAAGAAAGCGGAAGAAGUGAGGUUGAGGCGGUAAAUGUGGUCUGUGAGGUCGCGGGUUCGAAUCCUGGCGAGAAGCAAUUAGUGGUUGUGAGGGCGAAGGUGCUCGUGGGAGCUGAUGGAGUGAGAUCAGCCUUGCGAUACGUGGAUUACGAAAUGGACCCAACACUCCAAGGCACCCCCUUUGCAGGCUUCGGCAGCAAGCACAACAUUAAAGCCCGCCUCCUCCCUCUCAUCCAAACCAACCUCCCGCACCACCCGCUCUGGGAACGAGCCUUCCAAGAAGCUUCCUCCACCCCGGAGAAUCUAAUCUUCGAGCGUCGCCAGCUGGACCGUCCGCCGCCCGCUGAUUCGUGGAGCGACCCUGUAUGCGGUAACAGGGUUGUUCUUAUAGGGGAUGCGGCUCAUGCCAUGGAUCCUGGGCCGGGGCAGGGGGCACUGACAGGGUUUGAGGAUGCUCACCAGUUGUCCCUGUGCUUGGGUGAGGCGGGGGAUCCGGACCUGCUUACCAAGCCUGCUGCCGUGGCUGCUGCGGUUCGGGAGUUUGAGGCUCGACGGAUAGCGCGAUGCGUGAAGGUGCAUCGGCAUGCGACCGGGCUGAUUGGGUAUGGGGAGGAGGGGAGGGAGUUCAAGAGCAGGAGUGUGGAGCAUCAGAUGAAAGCUAGCAUGGAGUUGACGAGGUGGAUGUACUCUUACCCUGACAAGAUCGAUGGCGAUCCAGAGUCCAAUUUUUUCAAGUGA